GUGGACGCGCUGGUGGUGCUGGCGCCGGUGGACGGCCGCCUGGAGAAGGUGGACGCGCUGUGCGGGGCGGCGCUGCCACGGCCCGUGCUCUCCUCCGGCCCGCGCCUCGUGCUGGAGCUGCGAGGCUUCGCGUCGGGCGACGGCGCGCGCGGCUUCCAGGCCGCCUACAGCUUCAUCGAGAACCUGGGCGUGGCGUCGGGGCAGCAGCUGGCCGACUUCCCGUGCGCGUUCGCCUUCAACGCGAGCGCAGCGGCGGCCGGGGCCUUCGCCAGCCCCAACUUCCCGGGGCUGUACCCGCGCGACACCGAGUGCCACUACUUCUUCCACGGGCGGCCGCGCCAGCGCGUGCGCCUGCGCUUCCACUACUUCGACGUGGAGGGCGUCCAGCCGUGCGAGGCGCUGACGGCGAGCGACUACGUGGAGUUUUCCAACUUCAUGGCGCGCGACCGCAAGUACUCGCGCUACUGCGGCCAGCUGAAGGCGCUGCAGGUGGAGUCGGACCGGAAGUUCUUCCGGGUGACGUUCCGCUCCAACGACCGCCUGGACGGCACGGGCUUCAACGCCACCUACGAGUUCCUCGACGCCCACGACGCCUCCACGGCGCCGCCCGCCGCCGCCACCGGCGCCGCCGCCGCCGCCGCACAAGGUGGGGGCCUCGCCCACGCCCACGCCCACGCCCAUGCUAAUGCCUCCGACUACGACUUCCACACCCUCGCUCCACUCGCGCUCACCACCGCA
Gryllus bimaculatus (two-spotted cricket) is the source of this 738-nucleotide messenger RNA. The record is from the annotation of a GenBank genome assembly. Lineage: Eukaryota; Metazoa; Arthropoda; Insecta; Orthoptera; Gryllidae.